Messenger RNA from Aspergillus welwitschiae, 1245 nucleotides. Its product is annotated as nitrilase. Bases 1 to 1245 code for a protein of 414 amino acids. Lineage: Eukaryota; Fungi; Ascomycota; Eurotiomycetes; Eurotiales; Aspergillaceae. Gene Ontology annotation, molecular function: catalytic activity. The transcript has 2 exons. The record is from RefSeq and is a predicted model, not a curated record.
AUGCCCCCUAAAAGACUUACCCUCGCCAUCGCCCACCCAACCAUAACAUCCACCUCCCCAUCCCAAAUCACCCAGCUCGCGCACUCCGCAGCUGCCAAGGGCGCUCAUCUCCUUGUCAUCCCAUCUUACGCGACCCCAGCAGCAGCAACAGCGAGGAAUAAGAGUCCGAGAGAUCAGUACCUGAAAUUGUUCAACUGCGCUCACGAUCUAUCCGACCCGGGAAGUGAUCCCUUGUGUCAUGGCGAGAAGAAACACAAGACCAGAGAGACACUAGAACAUCUCGCUCGCGAAACGAAACUCUUUCUGAUUGUGGGAUUGCUUGAACGCGCGUGUGGGAAUCUGUAUCAUACGGUGGUGUAUAUACAUCCUGGUGAUGGGUUGGUGGAGAAGAGGAGAUGUUUUGCUUUGACCGGCCUAGCAAAGACAUGCCUCUCCCCCGGACAGCCGCAUACAUCUCCCAUCACAAUUAAAUGCAAAAGUGGGCUCGAAGUAAAGAUUGGGGUCGGCUUAUGCGAGGAGAACUACCAUCCGCUUAUCCGGCAGGAACUGUAUGCAGCCGGUGUCCAAGUCUACAUCUCCCUCGGUGGCGUCUCCUACCUGGAUGGUAAUGAUAGCGAUAGCAGUGGAGAUGAAAUCAGUCUAUGGGAGAGUUUACUGCGCACGGUAGCUGUGGAAGGGAGGGUAUUUGUUCUGGGGAGUUACACUACUUCUCACCCUGCUACACCUCAACCUACGCAUCCACACCAACUUGGUUCUCCUACCCAUAUCCCCAGUGGUAGCGGGAGCUGGCAAUUUUCCCCGAGCGCGAAGAAACGGUCCCUGUCUGUUACAGCUGAAGGACCACAUGAGAUUGUCUGGCCGGAAAUUCGGCAUGCGAAUGGUGGUGCUGCUACGGGACCACGGAAAUCUGUGACGGCUGAGGGACCGCAUGAGAUUGUGUGGCCUGGACAGUCGAAUGCCGAUGUGGAUGAGGAUAGGGAAGGGGAGAUGAGUCCGGGGAGAGUGGAGCAGAGGCAUGUUCAAACUGGUGGGCGGGGGAGGGAAGGGCCGUCGGGUGAGAGUGGAUGUGGAGGGGCGGCGUGGAUAGUGGGUCCGUUUGGAGAGAUUCUGGCGGGUUCAAGGGGAGGAGUAUCGUUGGAUGAUGAUGGAUUGUUGGUGAGGGAGGUGGAUUUGGAGGAUUGUAUUCGAGGGAGAUGGGAUCGGGAUUUGGCUGGGGUCAUCGGUACCACAGAGCUGCGUGCUUGA